Molecule: messenger RNA, 774 nt
Organism: Penicillium bovifimosum
Lineage: Eukaryota; Fungi; Ascomycota; Eurotiomycetes; Eurotiales; Aspergillaceae
Product: High mobility group superfamily
Exons: 4
Coding region: 1-774 (257 amino acids)
Source: RefSeq, a predicted model, not a curated record
AUGCCUCCUAGCCGUUGCCUCGAGAUCCUUUGGUGUGAGGCAAUGCAGAACAUCGAGGCCGCUAAGGGUCAAAUCCUUGUCCCCAAUAACAUCGUCCAGAAUGUCCUCGGCAUGGAUAACCUCGAGGAGAUGUACAGGCGAUUGGCCAAUAUGAACAAUGGAGUUGCUUACAUGCACUUCGACGAGUCUUUGGGCGCCUGGUGUCUUAGCACCACAGACAAGUACCGCAAUGAGAGAACGCCGGCUCUGGAACUGCAAGAUUCUAAGCUUCCUCGCAGCAUCAAUAGCCGUUGCCUCGAGACCCUUUGGUGUGAGGCAAUCCUGAACAUCGAGGCCGCUAAGGGUCAAAUCCUUGUCCCCAAUAACAUCGUCCAGAAUGCCCUCGGCAUGGAUAACCUCGAGGAGAUGUACAGGCGAUUGCGCAAUAUGAACAAUGGAACUGCUUACAUGCACUUCGACGAGUCUUUGGGCGCCUGGUGUCUUAGCACCACAGACAAGUACCGCAAUGAGAGAACGCCGGCUCUGGAACUGCAAGAUUCUAAGCUUCCUCGCAGCAUCAAAGAGGUCAGCAAGUCUAUUUAUCGGUCUGCCAACCUGGUUACACCCCCGAAGCCGAAUUGCUUUGUUCUGUAUCGUCAGGCCACCCAGCGUCUUGUCGAAGAGUCCAAUCCCGGCGCGUCCAACGACGUGAUCACCCGCAUCCUUAUCGAUCGCUGGAGCAACGAGCGCCCUGAAGUUCGUGAACGCUACAUUCGGUUGGCUGAUCAGCUGUAG